AUGGCACCUUCUCCACAAGAAUUCAUCUUCCGAUCCCCACUCCCCGAUAUUCCCAUUCCCACGCACCUUCCACUACACUCUUACUGCUUCCAAAAUCUCUCCCAAUUCCAACACCGACCAUGCCUCAUCGACAGCGAAACCGGCGACAUCCUAACCUACGCGGAAGUCGACCUCGCCGCACGCCGCAUCGCCGCCGGCCUCCACAAGAUCGGCAUCCGCCAGGGUGACGUCAUCAUGCUCGUCCUCCGAAACUGCCCCCAGUUCGCACUAGCCUUCAUCGGCGCCUCCCACCGCGGGGCCGUCGUCACCACCGCCAACCCCUUCUACACGACGGCGGAGCUCACCAAGCAAGCUGUCGCCACCAAAACGAGGCUCGUUAUAACGCAAUCCGCGUUCGUCGACAAAAUCAAGAGCUUGGCGGACGACAACGAGGUGAUGAUCAUGUGCAUUGAUAAUUUUUCCUCGGAGAACGUUAACGACGGCGUUUUGCAUUUCUCCGCGCUAACUAACGCGGACGAAACGGAAGCCCCCGCCGUUAAGAUUAAUCCAGACGACGUUGUGGCGCUACCGUUUUCUUCCGGCACUUCGGGGUUCCCCAAGGGCGUUAUGCUAUCCCAUAAAAACUUGGUGACCACUGUAGCGCAGGUAGUUGACGGCGAAAACGCGCACCAAUACGCUGCCAGCGAGGAUGUGCUCCUCUGCGUGCUGCCUAUGUUUCAUAUCUAUGCGCUGAAUUCAAUUUUACUCUGCGGGAUUCGAUCCGGUGCGGCCAUUCUCAUUGUGCAGAAGUUCGAGAUGACGACGGUGUUGGAGCUGAUCGAGAAGUACAAGGUGACUGUUGCAUCGUUUGUGCCACCCAUCGUUUUGGCCUUGGUUAAGAGCGGAGAUGCCCAUCGAUACGACCUCUCGUCUAUUCGCGCUGUGGUCACUGGCGCCGCACCGUUGGGAAAGGAACUGCAAGAAGCCAUCAAAGCUAGGCUACCUCAUGCUGCUUUUGGACAGGGGUAUGGGAUGACGGAAGCAGGUCCACUUGCAAUUAGCAUGGCGUUUGCAAAAGAACCCUCGGAGACAAAACCUGGUGCAUGCGGAACCGUUGUCAGAAACGCUGAGAUGAAAAUCGUGGACACAGACACCGGACUUUCCCUCCCAAGAAACAAAACCGGUGAAAUUUGCAUAAGAGGCACAAAGGUUAUGAAAGGAUAUCUAAACGACCCAGAGGCUACAGAGAGAACUAUAGACAAAGAUGGAUGGCUACACACUGGAGAUAUUGGUUACAUCGAUGAUGAUGAUGAACUCUUCAUUGUUGAUAGGUUAAAGGAAUUGAUCAAAUACAAAGGGUUCCAAGUAGCUCCUGCUGAGCUCGAAGCACUGUUAAUUGCCCAUCCAAACAUCUCUGAUGCUGCCGUUGUACCCAUGAAAGAUGAAGCUGCCGGGGAAAUUCCUGUUGCAUUUGUCGUAAGAUCAAAUGGUUCCGAGAUCACUGAAGAUGAAAUCAAGCAAUACAUUUCACAACAGGUGGUAUUUUACAAGAGAAUAGGUAGGGUUUUCUUCGUAGACUCAAUUCCUAAAGCAGCCUCAGGCAAAAUUCUGCGCAAGGAAUUAACUGCAAGACUUAAUGAAGGUCUGGUGGUGACCAAUUAG
This is a messenger RNA of Sphenostylis stenocarpa, 1641 nucleotides long. NCBI's taxonomy places the organism in Eukaryota, Viridiplantae, Streptophyta, Magnoliopsida, Fabales, Fabaceae. The record is from the annotation of a GenBank genome assembly.